UAAUCUUCACUCUGAAGUUUGCCGUUCAAACUUCAAUUUAUUUAAUCGGAGUUGGGGUCAUCUUCACGCCCUGAAGUUUGUCAUUUGAGUUCGCGCAGGCGCGAAAUGUGCUGAGGUCGCUGAGGGGGUGUGAUUGUGUUGUGUGAUAAGUGUGAUAAGGAGCACGAGCGUCGAGCGAUGCCGGCAAAUGGCGGUUGUUAUCAGUUGUUAUAGCGACCACAGUAAUGUCGAAGAAUUGAAUUUGCAUGCAAAUUGCACAUUACAGGCUUUUCGAAUCAACCUAGCAGGUCUGGCACGUGCAAUUUAUAUGAAAAUAAAAAGUGAAAUAUGUAUAUAUUCAUGUUCGCAGCAUUAAACAUGUAUAUAUGUAUAUAUUCAUAAUCACGUAGCUUAUUUUCUAAUUGGAUUGAUGAUUGUGCAUCAGACAGAUUGAUAUAAUAGUAAAUUGAAUGUAGAACAUAUAAGGAUCUGUGACAAGUAUUGACAGUAUCGUAUAUGUAUAUAUGUGUGUGUCACAUUGAUCUCCAAAGCCAAAUAUGAGUAUUCUUCAUGUCAGCGAGGAAGGCUGGAUCAUAUCUCACUUGCAGUAUCUCAAUGAGAUAUACAAGAAAGUCCAAAACGAAAAUGGAUUUUGCGCUUUAGGCUUUAACAAAAUGAUAUUCGAGAUCAAUUCUCAAUACUUGAGGCAAAAUCAGAUAGCUCAGACUGUCCAGGAGUCCCAGGACAGUACCACGAUGCUUAACAAUAGAAAAAAGAGGAAGCGUUCGCAGCGAUUGCCGCAGAAAGACUUGGAGGAAGUUGAUCGCGUUAAACAAGCAUUCGGCGCAAUGAUGUCUGCUGCGAGAGACAAAGAUCUCUUUUGCCGGAAUAACUCCUUCGAUAACAAUGAGGUAGCACGUUUGGCAUCCAUGAAAUUCUAUCAAGAUACUUAUUCCGUCAAAGAUGAGAACCUGUAUGGAUCCAACGAUACUAAUGAUGCUAUAAUAUCCAAGGCUCACGAUAAGAAAUAUGUGUUUCCAAGAAAAUGCACAUUUUAUUGCUACGACGUAAGAGAUAUGGAAAAGAAGAUAGAACUGGGCAACCAGUAUGACUUCAUACUGCUGGAUCCACCUUGGUGGAACAAGUCAAUCAGAAGGAAGAAAAUGAAGUGCGCAGAGGCCAGUUACAAAAUGAUGUACAAUGAGGAAUUAGUCAAGAUACCAAUAAGAAAACUGUUACAUUCAAAUGGUAUUGUAGCCGUAUGGUGUACCAAUUCGUCCAAUCAUUUGAAUAGUAUCUUCAACGAAAUAUUUCCAUCUUGGGGUAUUACUUAUAGAGCUAAGUGGUAUUGGCUCAAGGUGACACAAGCAGGUGAUACAAUAUGUAAUUUUAACUCAGCGCCUGGCAAGCAACCUUAUGAAUUACUGAUACUAGGAUCUGCAUUGGAAAACGACAAAGUGAAUAUCCCUGAUGGCAGACUGAUGAUCAGCAUACCUAGUGCGGUACAUUCUCACAAACCACCUCUCACAGAAAUUAUAAAGGAAUAUCUCCCGGACGACCCAAAGUGUCUAGAAAUUUUUGCAAGGUACUUGUUGCCUGGAUGGACGAGUUGGGGUCUAGAAAUCUUAAAGUUUCAACAUUUAUCGCUCUAUGAAAUUCUGGAUGAAUGUAAGAAAGAUGAAAGUGACGCCGACGACAUAAAAAGCGAGAAUGAGAGUAAAGAGCAACCGUAAAAAUGUGUUCAGUAGUUCCGUUCUUUAUUGAAGUUCGGUAUCCGUAUGGAUUCAUCGUUUGCCACCUCCAGAAGUCCUGACCUGUAUUCGACGUCUCACCGUUAGACACGAUUGUUUGAGAUUGUUCAGAUCCCGCGUUUAAGGGUUACGUU
This is a messenger RNA of Temnothorax curvispinosus, 1864 nucleotides long. Its product is annotated as methyltransferase-like protein 4. Gene Ontology annotation, cellular component: nucleus; RNA N6-methyladenosine methyltransferase complex. The record is from RefSeq and is a predicted model, not a curated record. Bases 537 to 1712 code for a protein of 391 amino acids. Gene Ontology annotation, molecular function: methyltransferase activity; nucleic acid binding. The transcript has 6 exons. Lineage: Eukaryota; Metazoa; Arthropoda; Insecta; Hymenoptera; Formicidae.